AUGUCUGAUCAACAAAUUGAAGAGUUUCUUGCAAAAGAACCAAAAGUUCCAGUAAAAUUUAACCAUAAUGUUCAAGGACUUGGCAAAUAUAUUGGUUCAGCAAAAUCAAAUAAUGUUUCAGCAAAUCAAUGUGUAGAAUUACCAUUUUAUAUAGCCGCAGUUUUGUUUAAACGUCGUUUAGUUACGAUGGAUAGACCGGCAUUUUUAGAAAAUAAAAUUGUAAAUGCAUUACAAGUUAAUCCAUUAAAUGUUAAUUUACGUAUUUUAUGUCCACAGUUUUAUACUUUUGCCAUAAAAUAUUUAGAAUUGUACGAAGAUCCUGAUUUAGCUGAAAUUCUGAUAAAGAGUAAGAAAAUUAGAAGUCUUGAAAUAUUUGAUCGAGCAAAGAGAAUUUAUGAAGAUCAUAAUGAGUUUAUCGAAAAAUUGGAUGAUGGAGAACAACUAAUGUUUGAGAAACAAAGAGCAAUAUGUGAAGAUAGUUAUGUAGAUUAUUUGAGAGAUUUUUCGAAACGCUCCUGA
Messenger RNA from Dentiscutata heterogama, 519 nucleotides. NCBI's taxonomy places the organism in Eukaryota, Fungi, Glomeromycota, Glomeromycetes, Diversisporales, Gigasporaceae. The record is from the annotation of a GenBank genome assembly.